Messenger RNA from Ochotona princeps (American pika), 1199 nucleotides. RefSeq names its product family with sequence similarity 118 member A (gene SIRAL2). Bases 30 to 1133 code for a protein of 367 amino acids. The record is from RefSeq and is a predicted model, not a curated record. NCBI's taxonomy places the organism in Eukaryota, Metazoa, Chordata, Mammalia, Lagomorpha, Ochotonidae. The transcript has 8 exons.
UGAUGAGCGUUUCUCUUUAGGAUCCACAGAUGGAGUCAGUGGAAAAGACAGCAACUCGAAGUGAGCGGAAGUCCAGAAAGUUCCUGAAGAGCCUCGUCCGGAAGCAGCCGCAGGAGCUGCUGCUGGUCAUUGGGACGGGGGUCAGUGCGGCGGUGGCCCCCGGCAUCCCGGCGCUGUGCUCGUGGCGGAGCUGCAUCGAGGCCGUCAUCGAGGCCGCGGAGCAGCUGGAGGUGCUGCACCCGGGCGAUGUCGCCGAGUUCCGCAGGAAGGUGACGAAGGACCGGGACCUGCUGGUGGUGGCCCAUGACCUGAUCCGGAAGAUGUCCCCUCGCACGGGCGACACCAAGCCCAACUUCUUCCAGGACUGCCUGAUGGAGGUCUUCGACAGCCUGGAGCAGCACAUCCAGAACCCCGCGGUGCUGCAGGCCAUCCUUGGCCUUAUGGACAGGGGCACUAUGGUGCUGACCACCAACUACGACAACCUGCUGGAGCUGUUUGGACAGCAGCAGAGCAAGCCCAUGGAGUCUCUGGACCUUAAGGACAAGACCAAGGUCCUGCAGUGGGCGAGAGGCCACAUCAGGUACGGGGUCUUGCACAUCCAUGGCCUGUACACGGACCCCUGUGGGCUGGUGCUGGACCCGUCGGGGUACAAAGACGUCACUCAAGACCCGGAAGUGAUGGAAGUCCUGCAGAACCUGUACCGCACCAAGUCCUUCCUGUUCAUGGGCUGCGGGGAGACCCUGCGCGACCAGAUCUUCCAGGCGCUCUUCCUGUACUCGGUGCCCAACAAGGUGGACCUGGAGCACUACAUGCUGGUGCUCAAGGACAAUGAGGAGCACUUCUUCAAGCAGCAGGCUGACAUGCUGCUGCACGGCAUCAAGGUGGUGUCCUACGGGGACUGCUUCGCCCACUUCCCGGGCUACGUGCAGGAGCUGGCCACGCAGAUCUGCAGGCAGUCCAGUCCAGAUGCUGAGCGCGUGGACAGCACCACGUUAUUGGGUAAUGCGUGUCAGGACUGUGCAAAGAGGAAGUUAGAAGAGAACGGAAUUGAAGUGUCCAAAAAGCUCCGGCAGUCAGACAGUGGUACGAUGAUGCUGGAGGGUCCUGAGCUCUGUGAAACCCAUCAGACCUGAGACUUGAAGACCAGCCUUGCCACCACAGUGCCACGACCCGGCACGUGGUCUCAGCCUGGGGCUGCC